Lindgomyces ingoldianus is the source of this 477-nucleotide messenger RNA. RefSeq lists its product as uncharacterized. The coding region runs from base 163 to 477 and encodes 104 amino acids. The transcript is spliced from 3 exons. Lineage: Eukaryota; Fungi; Ascomycota; Dothideomycetes; Pleosporales; Lindgomycetaceae. The record is from RefSeq and is a predicted model, not a curated record.
CUUCCCCCUCUUCCUUCUUCUCCUCCUCUUCCUUCUUUUCUUCCUUCUUCUCUUUUUUUUUCUCCUCCUUCUUCUUCUUCUCUUUCUUUUUCUUCUCCUUUACUAUAUUCUUUUUAAGUAAAGCUUAAAGAACUAGCUAAAGCUAAAAUUGUAACGAUUCUCAUGAAUCGUUCCAUCUCGGGUCGCCCGGAACCUCCGGAAGGCCCCCGUAUCGGCCCCGACCUCGACCUGGCCCCGACUAUGCCCCGCCCCCUGCUGUUACCCCUAUUCCCUCAUGUUCAGAGUCCCCACGCACUCCCAUAUGCCUCUGAGUGGAUUCCCACCGCAUUCGGACCCAUUGUCUUGCCUGCGCCGGGGAGGCUGGCGGGGGGUGGUAGACGCGGGCUGGCAGGGGGUGGGCGCAGGCCUGCGGGCAGCGCAGCUCCGCAGAGCGGCGGCACGCAAGCGGGCGGCUCUUUUGGCUUUAUUAAGCUAUAG